This is a messenger RNA of Salmo salar (Atlantic salmon), 2351 nucleotides long. RefSeq lists its product as uncharacterized. Gene Ontology annotation, cellular component: nucleus. The record is from RefSeq and is a predicted model, not a curated record. Lineage: Eukaryota; Metazoa; Chordata; Actinopteri; Salmoniformes; Salmonidae. Gene Ontology annotation, molecular function: zinc ion binding; NAD+ poly-ADP-ribosyltransferase activity.
CCCAAAGCAAAAUAAAAAAGUUUGACAACCCCUGCCCCGUAAAUUACGAUCUGUCCCUAAUGUAAAAUGAUUGAACAAGCUCCACUGGGAAACGAAAGCUAUUACUAUUCUCCCCAUGGCGUCCAGCAGCGUAAAUGACCCAAGUCAAGGGAGCAGCUACCGGGAGGACAUCAGCUGCUCUGAGAGUAACUCUGAGAGCAGUGCUACAGAAGAGGAAUCAGACAGUGAUGCAGCAGGACCCAGGCAGAGGCACACGUCAUCUACCUCAGCCCAGUGUCAGCAGGAUCAGGAAGAGCCUUGCCGGUACUACAACAGUGGUUGCUGCCGGGAUGGGAAAAGAUGCCACUACCGACACGUCUGCAAAUAUGCCCUGAGAGGCAACCGUCGCUAUGGAGCCAAGUGUCUCCUCAAGCACCCCAGCUCCUCCUCUGACAGGAAUGGAGGUGGUGGGAGGAGGGACAGGAGGAGGUCUUCAUCUGGAGGUAGAGGAGGAGGUGGGAGAGAAAGGAAGUGGUCAUCUGGAGAGAGAGGAGGAGGUGGGAGAGAAAGGAGGUGGUCUUCAUCUGGAGGGAGAGGAGGAGGUGGGAGAGAAAGGAGGUGGUCUUCAUCUGGAGGGAGAGGAGGAGGUGGGAGAGAAAGGAGGAGGUCCUCAUCUGGAGGGAGAGGAGGAGGUGGGAGAGAAAGGAGGAGGUCCUCAUCUGGAGGGAGAGGAGGAGGUGGGAGAGAAAGGAGGAGGUCUUCAUCUGGAGGGAGAGGAGGAGACCGGGCCAGGGAAAGGUCUUCAUCUAGAGAGGCUCAGCGUGUCUUUAGCGGGCCCUACAAAUGGCAGUUGGAAGAUGGACAUAGCUGGAAGGACAUAGCCAACGAUCACAUUUUGGAGGCACAGUACUCCCAACCCAACAAUAAGGGGAUCAAUAUCUACAACACCCCCUUCGGAGCAGUGUGUAUUGAUUUCAAGGCGAUGAGAGUCCGCGGUAAGAAGAAUCUGAGGGUGAGGCGUUUGGAUGGUCAGCAGACAGACUGGAUCUGGUUCUACUCAACUAGCAAAGGCUGGACCAAAUAUGGAGAAAAGGAUUCCAAGGGAAACCCAGGCCCCAUCCAGAGUUCUGAGAUCGAGAAGAAAUUCCAAGGCAACCAUAACGGUUCUCUUACGUUCAACAUCGGCUCCGAUAUCUUCGAGAUCCAAUUCAGACAAAUGAGACAGGUGGGCGGCAAGAGGAAGAGGAAAGUUGUCCGUCGUCCAAAUUACCAACCACCUCAAAGCGGAAAUCUAAUUGGUCGAGUGACGUCUGCUUUCCAGAGAGUGAAGAUGUCCCCAGUGGGCCAGAGUGAAUCUCCAGAGUGGCAGUUUGGAGGGAAAAGUGGGCGCUGGCACACUUUCAAAGACAGUGCUGACAUUGAACACCAGUACCAGCAGGACUUCAAUGGAUCCAUGUCCUACACUGUCAACGGACAGGCCUACAAGCUGGACUUCUCAGCCAUGAAGCAAACCAACCAGUCUACAAGGGUGAUGCGCAACAUCAGGCGUGUCAAGAGAGCAUGAUGAACAACGCAACACUCCAACAUCAUCAUUGCCUGUUUAUUUUAGGGGAAGUAGAAUUGUUGGGUUGCCAUUGUUUACAUACAAGAGCCAUUAGCUCACUAACGAAAUACAUGCCUAUUGCAGAAAAGGACUACAGAUAUUGGAUAUACUCCUGUAUACACUGUGUAUGAAACAACAUACACAAUAACAAACUGUUUACCUUUUUCUUUGUGUUUUUUUUUUGUCCUGCAAAAGUAAAGUGCAGUAUGUGCAAAUUUGGUAAAAAAGAUUUGAUCUGUUGCAAUGGCCUGGUGUAAUAUGUGAUAAUAAGGCAUUUAGUUUCCUGACAAGAACAACCCAGUCAUUCAGAAUAUAUCAUGAAGUACCAGAAAUUGCUGUACGUCUGGACAGAAAAAGACUUUGAAGUGAGAUUUUUCUGUUAAUUAUUUUAAGCAGAUAUUGCACUUUGCCUUUGUAGGGUAUACAUAUAUGAGGAAUGCUGUAGCAGACUGCCAUGAUCAAGUAACUGGGACAUUUAGUUAGAUAACAUUUGUGUGCAUGAUGUUGAGAUGUAGGUCAUACCUUUUAUCUCAGGUGUUGUUCGAAAAGACGGGAAUAUUCAAAGCCUUCGUUAAAUAAGUCUUAAUAUUUUAAUUUAAUCAUUUAUUUGAAUCAAGGGUCAUAGCCAAUGAUGUAUAUACACAUCAUUGGUCAUCUAGCUUGUGUUCAUUUCUAACAUGGCUGUUCAGAAUAAACAGCCCACUGACUGCCUUGUACUUUACCCCUAGAUGAGUUACAAUUUUAUUGCUGCAAUAAAUUCUCAGAAGAA